GUGCGCAGGGGCGGGGGUGCAGGGCGCAGGGGUGGGGUGCAGGGGCGCAGCAGGGAGCACCCCCGGGGGCGCACCGCCCGCCCGGCUGGAGGCGAAGCGCCUGGCGCGCGGCAUGGGCUGCGGACCUUCACAGGCUGCGGAGGACCAGGGACGCGUACCCGCGCCCAGGAAGGGCUGGGAAGAGGGAUUUAAGGCUGAAGUCGGUGGGACUCAUUCCGGGGAGGACCGCAGGCCCCAGAAUGAAGCUGCCUUACCCAAGGACACCGUGAGCGACCCUGAUGGCCUGGAAAAACAGGCUCCGUUGGGAAGCUUACCUGGAACCAUACCAGAAAGUUCCCCAGCUCUUAGUGAAGGCAACAGAAGAAUACAUUCAGACCUAGUGACUGGUGGAUUAAUCCAUAAACCUCAACCCCCAGAGAGCCGAGAGCGACAAAAGUCAUCAGAUAUCCUGGAGGAAUUAAUUGUUCAAGGAAUAAUACAAAGCCACAGCAAAGUAUUUAGAAAUGGAGAAUCCUAUGACGUCAUGGUAAACACCACGCCACUGAGAAAGCCGCCCGCCAGGCUGAAAAAGCUUAAGAUCAAAAAGGAAGCAAAGGCUUUCACAAUGAACGACCUGGAACAGAAGAUGCAGGCCGUGGAGAGGCGCAGAAAGACUAAAGAAGAAGACGUAAGAAAAAGGCUAAGGAGCAACCGACUUCUGUCCCCGGCCGGUCAUCCGGAGACAGUGGAACUGGGUGGGGCUGAGGUCCCCUUUGCCCAAGCACUGGGCACGGUGACCUCUGCUGCCUUUGAGCCGGCCCACCUGCAGGGAGCAAAGCCCCUGAAGAGGAAGAAGAGCGAUGCUGGCUCCAGGGGAAGAGACUUCCCUUAUGAAGGACUUGGGGUGGUGGAGUCAGACCGGUCCUACAACCAAGCGGAUGAUGCAUUUGAAUAAAGCCACCUUCCGUGACCUUCGUGACAAGGGACAAGGUGCGCAUUCUCCCCAGGUUGUGACGAUCUUAGUGUGUCGUGUAUUGUUUCUGGCGGCCUGAUCUCACCCCGCUGGGGUAUGCCGUGGGUGGAGGAAUGGUUGUGUAAGCUGCAUGGGCUGAGCUGAGCGGGGUAAGUGAGGUGCUGAUGCUAGCAAAAGGGAGAAAACCCAGAAGAUUUGACUAGCUUCCAUAUGAUAAAGGUGGCAUUCUCCUCCAGCGUGGCUCCGAACACCGUGAAGAUGUCUUUAUGAACACUUUCCAGCUUACAUCAAUGUGCCAGAUGAAACCCUUCUUUUUGGCUCCGGGCCCUCGGCUCUGCCCACCCUCUGGGGGUUUACCCUCAGACAAAGUGCACGGACAUGUCUUAUGUAUUUUAAUGAUCUGUAGGUUUCUUUUUUUUUUUUUUUUUAAAGAUUUUAUUUAUUUAUUUGACAGAGAUAGA
This is a messenger RNA of Ailuropoda melanoleuca (giant panda), 1413 nucleotides long. It is a transcript of the gene STMND1, whose product is annotated as stathmin domain containing 1. The transcript has 5 exons. The record is from RefSeq and is a predicted model, not a curated record. The coding region runs from base 113 to 934 and encodes 273 amino acids. Gene Ontology annotation, biological process: regulation of microtubule polymerization or depolymerization. Lineage: Eukaryota; Metazoa; Chordata; Mammalia; Carnivora; Ursidae.